GCAAUUUACGUGUUCGACGUGAAAUAUCAAGCGUGAUAUCGACGUUGCUGUUGGUAACUAGUUCUGUUCGCGGAGGUACAUUGUGUGGUCGCGAUUCGUCGUUUCCAAAUGUGGCGUAAGUUCAGUUGAGGUUUGAUUGAUGGACUGUAGGCGGAAACUAUACGUUGUAAACUUUGUACGAUGGUCGUAAAGGGCUAGUUUUGAAAGGUUUAUUUUUGUAGUUUACAAGACGACUUUGAUACAGAAAUUAAAUUAAGGAUAGCUCGCGCUUAGUCCGAGUUGUAUGCUUAUUUGAGCUAAUGUUUCCUAGCCUAGCAUAUGCAGGGUAAGUUCGGUAUCAAGUGAAGAGAUCUGCUGGGUUUGAUCUGCUAACUCUUAUUAACACCUACCGCAGACUGCAGUGGUGCUGCUAGCGGGUCGGGGUUUCGGAGAUGUUGGGGGGAAACGGGAAGGCCAGGGGGGCUGGACGCUCAGGUAACGGCACAGGCUUGACCCAUCUACAGGUGGGCAGCACAUCUGGGGCUUUAGGGGCGGUGAACUCCUCCAUAAACCUGCCCGAUGGGGGCAGAUACGACGACAGGGCGUCGGUCGAGGCAGUGCUGAGCGGCUCUGAUGGAGACUCGGACUCCGGGGAUGAUGAAGAGAGUCCCGUGCUGGACAGGAGAGGAGUGAAGCGGGAGAGGAGCGAGAUGGAGGUCGGGGGAUCCUCGGGAGCUAUCGCUGCACUGUCGGCGGGGUAUGGAGGAGUUUCCAGCGGGGUGGCGGGUGCAAAACCCGGCAAGAAAACGCGAGGACGGGUUAAAAUUAAGAUGGAGUUUAUUGACAACAAGCUGAGGAGAUACACGACCUUCAGCAAGAGAAAGACUGGCAUUAUGAAGAAGGCUUACGAACUGUCCACCUUAACGGGGACGCAAGUUCUGCUCUUGGUUGCCAGUGAGACAGGCCACGUCUACACAUUUGCCACGCGGAAACUUCAGCCCAUGAUCACCAGUGAGACGGGUAAAGCCCUCAUCCAGACCUGCCUGAACUCCCCUGACUCUCCACCCCGUACGGACCCUUCAACAGACCAGCGGAUGAGUGCCACGGGAUUCGAGGAGACGGAUCUCACCUACCAGGUCUCAGAGGCCGAUGGUCUCACAGAGCCAAAGGAAAUGAUGAAGACCACGUUCACUUCUGCCACUUUACCUGGAGGCACCAACAGCACGACCACACUGUCCUCGGCGUCCUCCUCUCCUUCCUCCUCCUCGGUGGCCAUGCACACACACACACACACUCACAGCAGCAUGUCCUCGCUGUCCGGCACCACCUGUUGGCCCAUGAGCGCUCAGAGCGUCUCCAGUGCGAACGGCACCGUGCUCAAAAGCUCUCCGGCUGGCGUGAUGCAGCUGCCCGGAGGAUUCACACUCAUGCCAGGCGCUUCUCUCCCGCCUGGCACACACACUAUUCCUCUCAGCCAGCUGCAGACACACUCUCUGGCCAUACAGUGUCCACAGACGCAAAACAGCCACGCCAUGACUAGCACCAGCACCACCUCCUCCUCCGCUGUCCCCGCACACACACAACCCGCUGCUCAGGCCACGCUCUUCCGUCUGCCGGCCACUGUCUCGCUUACAGGUGGUGCGAUGCCUCAACAGCUACAGGCCAUCCAGCUUCACCCCAGUCCUCAAAGCAGUGACAGCAGUCCCGAGAUCAGCCAGACCUCCAGCAGCUCCGCCGUAAGUCACACUGCUACUAUAGUCACAUCCUCAGUGCCUUCUUCAGUGGCGGGUCACAUGAUGUACCCUGGAGCGCACGUCAUGUAUGCUACAUCCACCUCUGGCCUGGCCGACGGGGGUCUCACUGUGCUCAACACCUUCCCACAGUCGCACGCCGCGAUGCACGUGUCCCACACACAGGCCCAAGACUCAGGUGCAGUUCCUCAGAUGUUCCUCACAGGACCUCCAGGAACUGUACAGAUCCCAGUUUCAGCUGUUCCGCUUCAUUCGGUAAUAUAUUAAAACAAUGUUGAUAAACCAGCAGCCCACUGGUAGCAGCGGCGCCACGCUCACGGAGCUGCGGGUGGUCAAUAUGGACAAUCCCAAAGGAGACUGAGCUAUGAGACACGAGGCCAGUGUGACCGCUCACUCACACUGAUAUUCCAGGGAUCACUCAUGCCAUGCAAUCAGACUGCCAUUGUAUUUAUUACUGCCUUGCUGCGAGGGGUUCACACACACCCAUACACACAGGAAUACUGAGGUGUAACGGGACGUUUGAAGGAUGAUUGCGUCUCCUCAUGGACUCAUGUUGGUAGGUAGUGAGAUACUAGAUCAUUUUUGGGUUCACAUUUAUACACAGACACGCAACUUAACUUCAGGAUUUCAUAGAGACGUCUGCACUAUCACUGC
Molecule: messenger RNA, 2384 nt
Organism: Rhinichthys klamathensis goyatoka
Lineage: Eukaryota; Metazoa; Chordata; Actinopteri; Cypriniformes; Leuciscidae
Gene: srfa
Product: serum response factor a
Exons: 8
Coding region: 432-1997 (521 amino acids)
Biological process (GO): positive regulation of transcription by RNA polymerase II
Molecular function (GO): RNA polymerase II cis-regulatory region sequence-specific DNA binding; DNA-binding transcription factor activity, RNA polymerase II-specific; protein dimerization activity
Source: RefSeq, a predicted model, not a curated record